AAAAGCGUGCCCGGAAAGGAAGCGAAGAAGAAGAGAAGCCGCAAACCGGCUGGUUUCGUCUCCGUGUUGUUUGGUUCAUCGCGCCGCCCGGUCAUCAGCAGGAGCGUUGGGCUUCCAGCUCUUCACCCGACCUGCCAACAUGCCAGCCGCACUUACAGAUUCCAGUCAGAUAAUCUGUGAGGUCUGGGCCAGCAAUGUGGAGGAGGAGAUGAGGAAGAUCCGGCAGAUCAUUCAGAGUUACAAUUACAUCGCCAUGGACACAGAGUUCCCCGGCGUGGUGGUCCGGCCCAUCGGAGAGUUCCGCAGCACGGUGGACUACCAGUACCAGCUGCUGCGCUGCAACGUGGACCUGCUGAAGAUCAUCCAGCUGGGCCUGACCUUCAUGAACGAGGACGGGGAUUACCCUCCGGGCACCACCACCUGGCAGUUCAACUUCAAGUUCAACCUGACAGAAGACAUGUACUCGCAGGACUCCAUAGACCUGCUGCAGAACUCGGGCCUGCAGUUCAAGAAGCACGAGGAGGAGGGAAUCGACACGCUGUACUUCGCCGAGCUGCUCAUGACGUCCGGGCUGGUGCUGUGUGAAAACGUCAAGUGGCUGUCCUUCCACAGCGGUUACGACUUCGGCUACCUGGUGAAGCUCCUGACGGACGCCCGGCUGCCCGAGGAGGAGCACGACUUCUUCCAGAUCCUCAACCUGUUCUUCCCCGCCAUCUACGACGUGAAGUACCUGAUGAAGAGCUGCAAGAACCUGAAGGGAGGCCUGCAGGAGGUGGCCGACCAGCUGGAGCUGAAGAGGAUCGGCCGGCAGCACCAGGCCGGCUCCGACUCGCUGCUCACGGGCAUGGCGUUCUUCAGGAUGAAGGAGCUCUUCUUCGAGGACAACAUCGACGACGCGAAGUACUGCGGGAGGCUGUACGGCCUGGGCUCGGGCUCCAGCCAGCCGCAGAACGGUAUCUCCAGCUCGGGCGCCGAGGAGACCAACAACAAACACUGAUCUUCACCGUCUUCAUCUUCAAGUGGACGAAACACUUGUUUUAAAACCUGACCAGCAGCCCCCCUCCCCCCCCCCUGCAGAGACAACGGACCGCUCCUCUUUUUAGUUGUUUUACUGAAUCGACGGCCGGAUGAUCUGAAGCCUGGUCUGGACGGCAGGACCAGCUGCCCCUUUUAGACCGCCGCUCAGAUCCUCCUCUCUGUCUCUCUCUCUUCCUCACUCUCUCUCUCUCUCUCUCUCUCUCUUUUACGUUGAUGCUGGAAGGGCCUGUAAAUUCCAAUGUAUAAUUUUGAUGAAAAUAAAAAUGUUUUAGCUCUUUUUUUUUUUUUUUUUUUUUUUUCCCCCCCGAACUUCCAGAAAGUUUUAGCAGCGGCCUGGAGCUGCGCCAGGGGCGACCGUCGCUCACCCAAACAGUCCAGCUCACACGUCUCGUCGUUGCCGUUGUUUUUACAUCCGACAUGUUUUAAAACUGUUGUAUAUUAAAUUGUUUUGUAUUUUCAA
Molecule: messenger RNA, 1498 nt
Organism: Salarias fasciatus (jewelled blenny)
Lineage: Eukaryota; Metazoa; Chordata; Actinopteri; Blenniiformes; Blenniidae
Gene: cnot8
Product: CCR4-NOT transcription complex, subunit 8
Exons: 7
Coding region: 140-997 (285 amino acids)
Cellular component (GO): CCR4-NOT complex
Molecular function (GO): nucleic acid binding; poly(A)-specific ribonuclease activity
Source: RefSeq, a predicted model, not a curated record